Messenger RNA from Trematomus bernacchii (emerald rockcod), 3621 nucleotides. Its product is annotated as E3 ubiquitin-protein ligase TRIM39-like. Bases 1370 to 3019 code for a protein of 549 amino acids. The record is from RefSeq and is a predicted model, not a curated record. Gene Ontology annotation, biological process: protein ubiquitination. The transcript is spliced from 2 exons. Lineage: Eukaryota; Metazoa; Chordata; Actinopteri; Perciformes; Nototheniidae. Gene Ontology annotation, molecular function: ubiquitin-protein transferase activity; zinc ion binding; protein binding.
AGCUCUACUCAGAUGAAAGCUGCACCCUUUACAUCAUACUUGUUUUUCUCUAACAACAUAACCAUAUGAUAUAGAGUCCACUUUAAACAGCUUAAACAGUCUCUUUGUAUCAGCUCUAAGUACUUUAGUAACUUGAAACUGAAUCUCUGUGGUGAGGCGUUUGUAUUCACUUCUGCUUUCCUGCUCUCAUUACAUUUUGCUGAUCACUUCCUACAUAAUGCUUUUACCCAUUAUCUCUAGCGGUUUCAAAAUAAAAUAUUUCCAAUAGAGAAACAGUUGGAGACUUUUAAUGUGAAGCAGCUCGAGGAAAUGAAUCGCUAUGGUCACACAGUAAGAAGAGCAGUGUCAUUUUUCAAACGAAAACAAAAUGGACAAAACAUCAGUUCCUGUGCUCCAUCUGUCUGGAAUUGUUCACUGAUCCAGUCACUAUACCAUGUGGACACAACUUCUGUAAAGACUGCAUCACUGAACACUGGGAUAGAAGUGACAGGUGCCAGUGUCCCAAAAGGAGUUCUACACAAGACCUGAGCUGCACGUUAACACUUUAAUCUCUGAGAUGGUAUCUCAGUUCAGACAGUCGGCUCAACAGGAAGCCAGAAGCAGCAGCAGCUCGGAGCAAGAGAGUCUCUGUACUGUAAACCAAACACUGAUAUAUGUGGAGAGACACAGUUUGUUACAUAUGUACAGGAUAACCUCUCAUGUUGACCAAGGACAAAUGGGUUUUUCAAAUGGUGGUCAACUAUGACCAUGCUACCUGCAUAUGUCUUUGUCAAGAGAUUUUAGUUGGAGGCAAAAAAUAAGCCUGCUGUUACAACAGUUUACAUUUUUCUAACAACCCUAAAAAUGCUCAAAGGCAUCCAUCAAUGAUUCUAAUUAACCAGGAAGAUUUUUUGGGCUAAGGGUAGCAAGUGAUAUAAAGUAUUAUUACUCUUCUGCUUGUCAUAGAGUGCCUACAGAGCUCAGUGAUUCGCUUUGACAAAAUAAACUCAUCUAUAGGUACAGUAACAUCUUAACACCUGUAACACCUCAUUUUAAGUCAGGAAAACUGAGAAAAUUAAGAAGCAAAAUCCCUCGUCAAAUAUAAACUGGAACAGUAUCCUCUUUCGCUUUUAGCCAGGGAAAAUGUGUAUGUCACUUUAAUAAUGUGUAAACAUGAGGAAGAUAAAACCUAACCAAAAGAGCUGCAGUAAGAGGCGGGGCAAAACUGGAAGGGCAACAGAUCAUAAUCCUUAAAUCAAACUCAAGGCAUGCAAGUUUUGCAGUAGUAUUACGAUAGUGGAGACAAUUCUGUUUCUCUGUAAAUUAAUAUUAAACUCAUCCAGUAGUCAGCUCUUACUCAACUACACAUCAGGGUCUCUGCUACAAGGAUAUGGCUGCUGCAAGCUACCUGCCAUCUGAAGAUCAGUUUCUCUGCUCCAUCUGUCUGGACUUGUUCACUGAUCCAGUCACUAUACCAUGUGGACACAACUUCUGUAAAACCUGCAUCACUGAACACUGGGAUACAAGUGACAGGUGCCAGUGUCCCAUGUGUAAAGAGGCUUUUAAUACAAGACCAGAUUUGAGGGUCAACACUUUCAUCUCUGAGAUGGUCGCUCAGUUCAGAGAGUCGGCUCAACAGAAAGCCAGCAGCAGCAGCAGCAGCAGCUCAGAGCAACAAGUCUUCAAACCAGGAGAAGUUCCCUGUGACGUCUGCACUGAAACCAAACUGAAGGCCCUGAAGUCCUGCCUGGUGUGUCUGACCUCCUACUGUGAGACUCACCUGGAGCCUCACCUGAGAAAGUCAGGUCUGAAAAGACAUCAUCUGAUCGACCCUGUGGAGAACCUGGAAGACAGGAUGUGUCCGAAGCACGAUAAACCUCUGGAGCUGUUCUGUAAGACCGACCAGACAUUAGUGUGUCUGCUCUGCCAUGUUUCAGACCACAAGAUGCAUGAUGUGGUUCCUCUCAAAGAAGGAUAUGAAGGGGAGAAGGCAGCGCUGGGAAAGAAAGAGGCUAGAAUUGAGGAAAUGAUCCAGAAGAGACAACUGAAGAUUGAGGAGAUCAAACACUCAGUGGACCUCAGUAAGGAAGAUGCAGACAGAGAGAUAGCAGAAGGUGUUCAGGUCUUCACUGCUCUGAAGGAGUCUGUUGAGAGAAACCUGAAUGAGUUCAUCCAAACAAUAGAAGGGAAGCAGAAUAUGAGAAUGAAACGGGCUGAAGACUUCAUCAAAGAGCUGGAACAGGAAAUCUCUGAGCUGAAGAAGAGAAGUGCUAAGGUUGAGCAUCUUUCACGCUCUGAAGACCACCUCCAUGUUCUCCAGGGUGUCAAGUCCCUAAAUAUCCAACACCCAUCACCCACCAAGGACUGGACAAAGGUCAGCAUCCCUCCAUCAUCAUAUGAAGGAACUGUGGUGAGAGCUGUGGUUCAGCUGGAGGAGACACUCAGUAAAGAGAUGAAGAAGGUGAUUGAAGCUGAGAUGAAGAGGGUCCAGAGGUACGCAGUGGAUGUGACUCUUGAUCCUUAUACAGCAAACUCAUAUCUCAUCCUGUCUGAUGAUGGAAAACAAGUCCGUGAUGGUGAUGUGAUAAAGAAUCUCCCAGACAACCCAGAGAGGAUUUCUAAAUGUACUUGUGUCUUAGGAAAGCAGAGUUUCUCUUCAGGCAGAUUUUACUAUGAGGUUCAAGUUAAAGGAAAGACUGACUGGGAUUUAGGAGUGGCCAGAGGGUCGAUCAAGAGGAAGGGAAAGAUCACACUGAGCCCUCAGGGGGGUUUCUGGUCUUUAUCUCUGAGAAAUGGAAAUGAAUACAAAGCUCAUGAUGCUCCGUCAGUCCUUCUCUCUCUGAAGUCUCGGCCUAAGAAGGUGGGGGUGUUUGUGGAUUAUGAGGAGGGUCUGGUCUCCUUUUAUGACGUAGAUGCUGCAGCUCUGAUCUACUCCUUUACUGGCUGCUCCUUCACUGAGAAACUCUUCCCAUACUUCUAUCCUGGACUUAAAUAUGGCCGUAAAAACUCUGCCCCUCUGAUCAUCUCUCCGGUCACCUAAUCACUCAUCUUAUUUCAUGUGUUGAUUUGUUUUCAUUCAAGGAAACAAACAUCCAUAUUUAGAGUCAAAACUGUAUAAUUUCCAUCUUAUUUUCUACAAGAUAAGUUUAAAGUGGUGAUUGAUUUACAUAUGGUUUAGAUUCUGUAUACAACACAUAAGUGGAUUCAUUCAUCUACUCAAUCAAAUCAUGAUCUCUUCAACAAUUAAUCGUAACACAUGUGGAGAAUAUCUAUGAACGUUUGAUAAAUCUACAGAUUUAUUUUAACUUUAAAAAAAAAGUUGUUUCUAAUGACACCAAAUUUGUCAAGCUAUAGUUAGAAUUGAUGAUAACAUUAAAUGUUUUAUAUUUAAUUGUGUCAUAAAGCUUCAUUAAAGAGAAAGGCUUAUUACGUGCCUCUACUGUGUACUAAAUUAAAUGUGUGUAAUAGUUAAACUGCUAGAAAAAUGAAGCUAAAUAAUAUGAUAAAUCCUCAUAUGUGUUCAAAUGGUUUGGUUAAUAACUGUUAACUUGUAUAUCUACAUGCCAGGUUUUAUAUUGAUUACUGGUAAAAAGGCUUAUGAAUCAAAGACAUCUGUAAAUAUGUGAUUGUGAGUUAAGAAAA